AUUUACAGGAAGUCGUUUAUAAAACCAAACAUCAAGCAGACACUGAAACCGAUGAAACACCUGACUGUCUGAUCUUCGGCCACCGAAGUGUUGCUAACAGGUAACAACAGUGGCGCUGGUUGUGGUGCGACACGAUGGGCAUCACGAAACUGGCCGACUUGAUCCGCUUCGAUGCUCCUGGUGCCAUCUCUCACAAAGACAUCAGUGACUACUCAGGAAAAGUCAUCGCUCUGGAUACCUCUAUUAUUGUGAACCAGUUUCGUGCAGUGACACCAACACUAAGCCCACUGAUCGGUGUCUUCUUCCGCACACUCACCUUCCUGGAGCAUGACAUAAAACCAGUCUUUGUGUUUGAAGGAAAGCCUCCUGAGGAAAAGACACCUGUUCUUGAGAAGCGAGCUGAAGCAUCUGGUUGGAAAUUCCCCAACUGCACAGGAACGGCAUCAUCCCAGACCAAGGAUUGUCUCCAGCUCAUGAAGCUUCUUGGAGUACCGUCCGUCCAGGCUCCAGGGGACGCUGAGGCACUGUGUGCCCGGCUGGUGAGAGAGGGGAUUGUGGACGCGGUGGCAUCAGAGGACAUGGACACGCUGGCGUUUGGAGCCAAUACUCUUAUUCGUCAGCUGAACGCCAAGAAGGACAGUGAAGUUACUGAAUAUUCUUUACCCAAGCUGUUAGAGAAACUCCAAAUCAGUCAUGAGGAGUUUGUUGACCUCUGUAUUUUGUUGGGCUGUGACUACUGUGAUAAGAUAACUGGUUUGGGUCCUAGAAGAGCUCUGACACUGAUCCAGGAGCACCGUACCAUUGAGAAAGUGGUCUUGCAUAUCAACAGACAGACUCAUCCUGUUCCAAAUUUCUGGAAGUACAAAGAAGCACGAAAGGUAUUUUUGGAUGCACAAGAGACUGUAGCCCCUGAACUGGUCUGGACGGAGCCAGAUGAAGAAGCCUUGGUUGGGUUUCUCUGUCAAGUCACACAUGUUAAGGUGGAGAGGGUGCGUCGUCGAAUGGAAAAGUUCCGUCAGACACGGGAAAGCAAGCGAGAGGACCGAAAAAAUGAAAAAGCAACAGGACGCAGCAGGCAAACCCAAAUGGAGGACUUCUUUAGAGUAACCAGAAAGAGGGUGAAGCCUUUGGAAGCUGCAGAAUCUUCAAAAAGCAACAGAAAGAGACCAAAGUCAACAUAAGAAUGCUGCCGCUUGUCUCUUCCGACAAACGAAAGGACAUUUUUCAUUAAUCUCCAUGUCAAGAUCUGUCCAAGAAUUAUGUACCAAGUUGACAGACAGUUCACAAAUCUGUUGUUAUACUAUACUAUAAUAAUAUGCUACAUUCCUGUGCUAAGAGGAAAUCCAGCCCAAAUUUUUAAUUCAAUCACAACUGUCUCGACUUAACGCUUUAUGUUAGAUUGUGGUUUUGCAUUUAAACAGUACUGUGUGUUAACUUUUAGUUUUCACCCAAUUAGAAGAAGCUGAAACAGGCAUCUUGCAAGACACUAACAUCAAGACUAGUGUCAGUGCAUGGGAGAACUACCCCCACUGACAAUACAAUAAUCUGAUCCUGUCUGAACAGCAGUGUCUCGGAAAUGCAUAUCACUGAGCAGAGCCUCAGUGCAUCCAGCAGUUUCCUGAAAAGCCAGAGCAGGCAGCAGACAGCAAUGAAAGAGAACAGUGCGGUCACUGUAAGAGAGGACUUCCCCUAAGCCAAAACUGGAGACAGGGGGACGUCUCAUCACUAGAUAUUCAAUGAGCACCUGUUCUGCAAAGGAUGCCGAGGCAGGGACCAGAAUUUCAAAACGUGCACUAAUGUGGUAUCACGUGUGAAUAAAGAGAUAGUGAGAUGUUUAAAUCCAUGAAAACAAGAACAUUUUGCCUUAUUUUGAAAAGACGUGGUAUACACAGACCAUUGUACAAUUGUGUUAUGUUUUCAGAACAUGUUUGCAGUUUUAAUUAAAAUAAUUGUUUAGUUG
Molecule: messenger RNA, 1960 nt
Organism: Paralichthys olivaceus (Japanese flounder)
Lineage: Eukaryota; Metazoa; Chordata; Actinopteri; Pleuronectiformes; Paralichthyidae
Product: probable flap endonuclease 1 homolog
Cellular component (GO): nucleus
Molecular function (GO): 5'-3' exonuclease activity; manganese ion binding; magnesium ion binding
Source: RefSeq, a predicted model, not a curated record